AUGGCCGCCAUGUUCAGCCAGAACCCGGUCAUGAACGGCCCCAACUACUCCUUCUCUGAUGCCCCUCAGAACCACAAUGGCGAGCCCAGGGAGCAUCGCUUCAACCCCUACACCGACAACGGCGGCUCGACGCUGGGCAUCGCCGGCGCCGACUUCACCAUCGUGGCUGGCGACACCCGUCACACGAGCGGCUACAGCAUCAACACCCGCAUGGCGCCCAAGGUCUUCAGGAUCGGCGGCACGACGGCCUCCCAGGAAGACGCGACGAUAGUCCUGUCCGUGUGCGGCUUCGCUGCCGAUGGCUCCGCUCUGCGAGACCAGCUCGACACCAUCUGCAAGAUCUACCGCUACCGCCACGGCAAGCCCAUGACCCUCAACGCCUGCGCCAAGCGCCUCUCUACCAUCCUCUACCAGAAGCGCUUCUUCCCCUACUAUGUCACCGCCAUGCUCGGCGGCCUCGACGAGGAGGGCAAGGGCGCCGUCUACUCUUACGACCCCGUCGGCAGCUACGAGCGGGAGCAGUGCCGUGCCGGCGGCGCCGCCGGCAGCCUCAUCAUGCCCUUCCUGGACAACCAGGUCAACUUCAAGAACCAAUACGUGCCGGGCAGCGGCACCGGCCACGACCUCAAGGAGCGUGAGCGCCACCCGCUGUCACGGACGCAGGUCGAGACCAUCAUCAAGGACGCCUUUGACGGCGCCGUGGAGCGGCACAUUGAAGUUGGUGAUGCCCUGCAGAUGCUCAUCAUCACCAAGGAUGGCAUCGAGGAGACGAUACUGCCGAUGAAGAAGGACUAG
Purpureocillium lilacinum is the source of this 795-nucleotide messenger RNA. RefSeq names its product proteasome subunit beta type-6. Gene Ontology annotation, cellular component: proteasome core complex. The record is from RefSeq and is a predicted model, not a curated record. Lineage: Eukaryota; Fungi; Ascomycota; Sordariomycetes; Hypocreales; Ophiocordycipitaceae.